Molecule: messenger RNA, 2769 nt
Organism: Aureobasidium melanogenum CBS 110374
Lineage: Eukaryota; Fungi; Ascomycota; Dothideomycetes; Dothideales; Saccotheciaceae
Exons: 9
Coding region: 1-2769 (922 amino acids)
Source: RefSeq, a predicted model, not a curated record
AUGCCUGAAGAAACGCCUGCUACCGAUAGUGGCGGCUACUUUGACGACGAUGAUGAUCUAAGCUCAACCGCACUUUCAGAUAUGGAAGACGACCCCGAGAACCCCGACGACAAUGAACCUGAACAAGGUGAAGUUCUUUGGCGAGAAGCUGACGAGGAGUUCCCUCCUUGCCCUGCGUAUCAUGAGGACGUACGCACCAUAUCUUCUCAAAUCACGGCGAUCCUGGACAAGACAGUCGAACAUCUCUCAGAAAUCAGUGACCAGAGCGACAGCCUUUCCAGAUUGCUCGAGCAAGCUAAGGAGACCAGGAAGUUCCCUGACCCAAAGAUCCCAACCAUCGCGCUCCUGGGUGACGCAGGCGCGGGCAAAAGCUCCCUGAUUAGUGCCUUGCUCGAUACACCCCACAUCUCCAGAGAGGGCAACUUUGGAACGUCCUGCACAUGUGUCAUAACCGAAUACAGAAAGGCAUUCUCUCAACAGAAGAAGCAGUUCGCUGCAAAAGUCGAGUUUCUUAGCAGCAAGGACCGUUGCACUCUGCUGAAGGACUACCUUUCCGAUUAUGUCACGUUUCACUUCCAGCAGGACGAAGACUGGACAUACGACGAAGAAAAGGAAUUCAGUGCUCAGGCCAAGACCGCCGAGGCAACCUUCCUGGAUCUCUUCCGAGGGCAGUCAGAAUUCACUACACGUGAGGAGCUGAAGGCGUACAUUCAUACGGCCUUUGAAGUUGCCGAGGAUGCUAAGCCCCUACUUGCACAAUUCGAGGAGUGGUGCAAAGAGCUCAUUUUGGAACAUUCAUCCUCUACUGAGUCUGAGCUGAUCGAAGCAGACAGAGCCUUCGAGCUAGCGAGACUUGUGGGUCCAUUUCUGUCUGCCAGUGCAUCUUGGAGUGACAAACCCUCGCUCUGGCCCAUUGUUCGCCAAGUCAGCAUUGGUGUUCGCGGUCCCAGGAUUCUUGACUAUGCCAUUCUUGCUGAUUUACCAGGCGUCUCUGACACUAAUCGCAUUCGAGUCAAAGCCAGCAAAAACUACAUUUUGAAGAGUGAUCAUCUCUGGAUUGUUUCGCCUAUAGGCCGUUGUGCGACGGACACCAGUGUUGAUAGUCUGAUCUACGAAUUCGGUGAUCGUUUCAAAGAUCGUCUGGCUAUCAUCUGCACCAAGACGGACGACCCCAUGACAUUUCAAAGUUUCGCGCAAGAAUACCAGGAAGAUGCAAAACCUUGCAAAAAAUACGACGACGGAACCAAAAAGGCAAAGACGGAUCUUUCAAAUGCAAAGGCAGCACUCAGAAGAGCUACAGCUCCAACUACACGUCAAGAGCGAAGCAGAGUCGUCGAACAUUGCCGCAAAAAGUACGAGAGACUUCUUCAUCGUCGUCUGGAAGUCAUGGUUCAGGUCAGAAACCGCAAAGUUACCGCCUUGAUCAUGGCUGAGAAGGCCGAUCGCAUCCAGGGCGAAGCGGCCAGCCUGAUCUUCCCUGUGUCAAACCUACACUAUUCGUGGCUCAAGGGUUACAAGGAUGGGGGCAAUGAAGCUUCACCACAGUUGAGCGCUGAGAUGACAGGGAUUCCCAAGCUCCGCGCACAUGCACUUUCGAUUGUCGCUAAAGAGGUCUGGACGACUUUCAUGAUCCACAUCCGCCAUAAAGUUGUUGCUUUCGUUACGGCCCUCAGAGCUUGGGCGACCGCCACCAGAAGAGGCAAUGAUAGUGGGGUCGCAGAUGCCCAUGCGAAAUAUGUAAAGAUCAUCGAAGAUGCCCUGAAGGUUUAUCGCGAAAGAAUGGCAGGAAGAGCGACAGACCUGUUGGCCGCUCCUAUGAGAAAGGCCAACCUUGAAAUGGGCAAAAAGGCGCACGAAUUUCUGCACAAAGAGGUCCGUGGUUGGCAUUGGUGCACCAUUAAGGCAUUCGUGCGCAGAGGCGGGAAGUACAAGUCCAAGAGUGUGGGCCAUCAUUCUUGGAAUGCAAAGAUGAUGCUACCUGCAGUCAAGUUCAUGGCGAGUGGUUGGGACGAAGUGGUUUCGGAGGAGGAGGAUGCCAUCAAGGCUGCUCUUGCCGAGAUCUUGAAGGCCCUUACCGGCACCCUGGAGGACGUGAAAGAGCCGAUGGAGCUCAUGCAGAUUCCUCAGGAGCAGUUUGAAAAGUUCCUCGACGCCCAGAAGCACGGUAUUCGCGAUGCCUUUGCGAGAUAUAAGGACGAAUUCAACAAAGAACAUAGGAAUGUCAAAUACACUGCGGAAAAGGAUGAUGCUGCAGGUUACUUUGCGGAGGCAAUGCAGAAGAUUUACGAAGAAGCCGAGUACAUGAAGGGUACUGGUUACAAGGACGCCGUUAUGACCAAGCUCGAACAACACGUCAAUUCAGGCUCCAAGAGGUCGCCUUUCAUCCAGAUGGCUGACACAUCUGCCAACAAGGUCUAUCACACAGCAAGUACUACCACCAAACCUCUGGAAGCAGACUGCAACAAGAUCUUCAGACAAAUCUUCGACCAAUUCGGUUGCAUGCUAGACAACACGCCUGACCACGACGGGUCCGUCGCCGAAGUCAAAGGCAAACUUGCAAAGUAUCUCGUCGACGCCGAGAAGGAGAUGAAAACCAUGGUCGAACGUCUCGCCGAGAUUGAGCAAAACCCAUACCCCGAGGGCGUCAAGAAAGAGGAAGAGUUGCCCGCUCCAAAGAAGAUCAAGCUGGAUCAGGACCAGUCAAACAAGGUCAAAGCACCUAAAGUCAGAAGAUCUCUCAGAAUCAAGAGUGAGGCCGAGGACGAGUGA